Molecule: messenger RNA, 534 nt
Organism: Candidozyma auris
Lineage: Eukaryota; Fungi; Ascomycota; Pichiomycetes; Serinales; Metschnikowiaceae
Exons: 1
Coding region: 1-534 (177 amino acids)
Molecular function (GO): nucleic acid binding
Source: RefSeq, a predicted model, not a curated record
AUGCCCUCAGGAACAGAACGAUUAGCGGAGAUAUUGAAGGAAGAAAACGACGUUUUUGUAACAGAAUCCCGUGAGCUUUACGUGGAUGUCUCUGACGCCUUGAAAUUGCCUCCUAAGAUGGAGGCAAGUCUAGUUCAUGUCUCACGCAAUACACCAUCGCAAAGGCUCGUGGAGAAAAGUAUCAAAACAUUAAACAAUGAAAAUGGAAUACUUUUGACCGCUCGAGGAAAUGAAGUGAAGAAACUUGUUGCCGUCAUUGAGCAGAUAAAGCAACAAGGGCCAAAGAAGUUGAGGCAGCUAAAUCGCAUCUCGAUCCAGCCGUCCUUGAUCAACCCAAGCUACAAUGCCAAACACAGUAUACCAAAUAUACAAGCAUUUUAUGGCGACGAAAUCACUACCACCAGCACAGAGAUCGCUCUCACGAAGGAAAUCAAGGGCCAUAAGGUCUACGAUGUGCCAGCUAUGAGUGUUCUACUAUUGAAGCUGUCGGUUGAAGUUCCCUACUCGAAGUUUAGCGAUUGGACUUUUCAGUAA